Molecule: messenger RNA, 1137 nt
Organism: Tarenaya hassleriana
Lineage: Eukaryota; Viridiplantae; Streptophyta; Magnoliopsida; Brassicales; Cleomaceae
Product: protein HOTHEAD-like
Exons: 3
Coding region: 49-1137 (362 amino acids)
Molecular function (GO): oxidoreductase activity, acting on CH-OH group of donors; flavin adenine dinucleotide binding
Source: RefSeq, a predicted model, not a curated record
GAUCAUAAUAAAGAACCCACCAUAUUCUAUUUUUGUUGCCUAACUAAAAUGCCCCUUCAUAUUUUCAGAUUCUUUCACCUCCUCGUCCUUGCAAUUUCCAUCUUUAUUGGAUCAUGUCACUCACGAAUAGGUCCGUAUUACAGAUUCAUGAAAGAUGCAUCAUUAGCUCCGUUGUUCUCUCGCUACGACUACAUAGUCAUCGGAGGAGGGACCUCCGGUUGCGCCUUAGCCGCCACCCUCUCCCAGAACGCCACCGUUUUGGUCCUCGAGCGAGGUGGCUCUCCGUACGAGAACCCGAAGGCCACCGACAUAGAGAGCUUCGCGGCCACCCUGUCGGAGAUCGGCCCGAGCUCGUGGUCGCAGCUCUUCAUAUCGGAGGACGGCGUGUACAACACGCGCGCGCGUGUGCUGGGAGGAGGGUCGGUGCUGAACGCGGGGUUCUACACGAGGGCGAGCGGAGAGUUCGUGAGAGAGGCCGGGUGGAAGGAGAAGGAGGUGAAGGCGGCAUACGAGUGGGUCGAGAGGAAAGUGGCGUUCGAGCCGUCCAUGAUGACGUGGCAGUCGGCGGUGAAGGAGGGUCUGGUGGAGGCGGGGGUCGUCCCGUACAACGGGUUCACGUACGAACAUAGCUACGGGACAAAGAUCGGUGGGACCAUCUUUGACCGGUCGGGACACAGACACACGGCUGCUGACUUGUUAGAGUACGCCGAUCCUAACAGACUUGUCGUCUACUUGCAUGCUUGUGUUCACAAGAUCCUCUUCACUACCAAAGGGAGGCCGAGGCCAAGAGCCUAUGGGGUGAUAUUCAAGGAUGGAAAGGGAGUGUUUCACAAGGCGGAGCUUGUGAAACACUCCCUCAACGACAUCAUCCUCUCGGCAGGGGCCAUCGGGAGCCCACAGCUGCUCAUGCUCAGCGGGGUGGGCCCCCGCGUACACCUCAUGAAACAUGGCAUUAAACCAUUGGUCGACCAGCCGAUGGUGGGGAAGGGAAUGGGAGAUAACCCCAUGAACGCACUCUUCGUACCAUCUCCUUCUCCAGUUGAAGUGUCGCUCAUACAGGUUGUCGGUAUUACAAAGUUUGAGAAUGCCUUGUUCAUUAGAUGUCUAGGUCAAAACAACAUUCCCAUAUGUCUAUGA